Abrus precatorius (Indian licorice) is the source of this 3066-nucleotide messenger RNA. RefSeq names its product root phototropism protein 3-like. The transcript is spliced from 4 exons. The record is from RefSeq and is a predicted model, not a curated record. Bases 793 to 2799 code for a protein of 668 amino acids. Gene Ontology annotation, molecular function: protein binding. NCBI's taxonomy places the organism in Eukaryota, Viridiplantae, Streptophyta, Magnoliopsida, Fabales, Fabaceae.
AAAUAUACCAAACAGUUAUUAGUUAUUGCAAAGCUCAAAGGUUGUGAAAACGCCAAUGGUCCAUGAUGGUAUCAGUAGGACGAAACAUAUAGACACAAAUCAUAGUCAUUUUGCCUCCCAUUCACUGCCACUUGUUUUUCCUUUUACUUUUUUUUUUUCUCUAUAAUUUAUUGUCGUUUAUAGGAAAAGAGAUAUGUUUAUGCUAAGAGAGGUUUUCUCUUUUUACCUUGGCUCUGAUUAGGCCUUAGAAAAGCCAAAUUGUGUGUUCAUUGGUAAUCAAAUGGACAUUUCGUAAACCCCAAAUCCUGUUAUUGAAGUGGAAUUUUCAUGGUCAAAGGAAUGUUUUUGGGAUGUAACAAACUCAGUAACCCAAAAUAAUAAGAAAACGAGCUGAAAAGGAAAAGACAUGUAAGGUGAGUGGUCACUACUGAGGCAUAAAUUAAGAAACUGAAACUGGCUGUCUUUAUACAUUGACUCAGAGAAUUAGAGGGUACCAUACCAAUUACCAAACAUCCAAAGCUUGAAGAACCAGAAACAAAGAUGAUCAAAUCAUUCACAAAUCACAAAUAAAACUGAUUGUGCCCAUUUCGGCACAGCCUGUAAGAGGUCCUCCAAUUUUUCUUAAAGAAACCGACAAUUUUAACAUAACUAAUAAUUCCAACCAUCCCAUGUGGCUCACUCCUCUCACUCAACUCUGUGUCAAGUCACUCUACUCUUUCUCUUCCCCCCAAGUUAAAGGCACUUUCCUAAGAAAAAUCUAAAGCAGUGCAUUCUGUGAAUCUGGUUUCCAGCAUGUGGGAAUCGGAGAGCGAGUCAAGAGCAGGAUUCCCAUAUGGGGAUGGACUUCUUUCUUCAAGCAAACAUGGUGUCAAAACAGAAGGAUUUGUGCAAAGAGGCCACUCUUCGUAUGUUGCAACUGAUAUUCCUAGUGACUUUCUAGUUCAAAUUGGAGAAGCUAACUUCCACUUGCAUAAGUACCCCUUGGUGUCUCGAAGUGGAAAGCUGAGUAGAUUCAUAUAUGAAUCACACGACCUAGAUUUGAAUAAGAUAGUUAUGGAUGAUAUCCCUGGUGGGCCAGAGGCUUUUGAGCUUGCAGCCAAGUUCUGCUAUGGAAUUGCUGUUGAUUUAACAGCAGGCAAUAUCUCAGGCCUAAGAUGUGCUGCUGAGUACCUUGAAAUGACAGAGGACUUAGAGGAAGGGAAUCUUAUAUUCAAGACAGAAGCAUUCCUUAGCUAUGUUGUUUUGUCUUCAUGGAGAGACUCUAUAGUAGUGUUGAAAAGCUGUGAGAAACUGUCACCAUGGGCUGAGAACCUUCAAAUUGUUCGCAGAUGCAGUGAGUCCAUAGCUUGGAAAGCUUGUGCUAAUCCAAAAGGAAUAAGGUGGUCCUACACUGGAAGAACAGCAAAAAUUUCCAGCCCAAAAUGGAAUGAUAUCAAAGACUCAAGCCCAAGUAGGAACCAGCAGGUUCCUCCUGAUUGGUGGUUUGAAGAUGCCUCAAUUCUUAGGAUUGAUCACUUUGUUAGAGUCAUCACUGCCAUCAAGGUAAAGGGCAUGAGAUUUGAACUGAUUGGUGCUGCAAUAAUGCAUUAUGCAACUAAGUGGCUACCAGGAUUGAUCAGUGAAACAGCAAUCCAAGGUGAUGAAGGAAGCAAUUGCAGUAUCAGCAACAGUAGUAGUAGUGGUGGCAGUAGUUGGAAAGGUGGACUUCAUAUGAUAGUGACUGGCACUGGAGAUGACAGUUCAAGCCUUCAAGCUAGAGAUCAAAGGAUGAUAAUUGAGAGCCUUGUGAGCAUUAUUCCACCACAGAAGGACAGUGUUUCAUGCAGCUUCCUUCUUAGGCUCUUGAGAAUGGCAAUCGUGUUGAAGGUUGCUCCAGCACUUAUUACUGAAUUAGAGAAAAGGGUGGGAAUGCAAUUUGAACAAGCUACACUGGCUGAUCUUCUAAUUCCUUCUUACAAUAAAGGAGAGACUGUGUAUGAUGUGGAUCUUGUUCAGAGGCUGCUGGAGCAUUUUCUUGUUCAGGAACAGACUGAAAGUUCCAGUCCAAACAGACAUUCCUUCUCUGAUAAACAUGUUGCAUGUAACCUAAAUGCCAAAGCAAGAGUGGCAAGGCUUGUUGACAGUUAUCUUACAGAGGUGUCCAGAGAUAGAAACCUUUCCCUCACAAAGUUUCAGGUACUUGCAGAAGCUUUGCCUGAGUCAGCUAGGACCUGCGACGAUGGACUUUAUAGAGCAAUUGAUUCCUAUCUUAAGGCACACCCAACACUCUCUGAGCAUGAAAGGAAGAGACUUUGCCGUGUGAUGGAUUGUCAGAAACUCUCCAUUGAUGCAUGCAUGCAUGCUGCCCAAAACGAAAGGCUUCCAUUAAGGGUGGUUGUGCAAGUUCUGUUUGCUGAACAGGUCAAGAUAAGCAAUGCACUAGCAAGUAGUUCUUUGAAAGAUGUUGAAUCUCACUAUCAUCCAACGGUUACAAACCGAAAAGCACUUCUUGAAGAGACACCACAAUCAUUCCAAGAAGGAUGGAGUGCUGCUAAAAAAGACAUCAACACACUAAAGUUUGAGCUUGAGAGUGUGAAAGCCAAGUACUUGGAGCUUCAAAAUGAUAUGGCAAGUUUGCAGAAACAAUUUGAUAAGAUGCUAAAGCAGAAGCAAACUUCUGCAUGGAUCAGUGGGUGGAAGAAACUUGGCAAACUUACAAAGACUACUAAUGUAGAAAAUCAUGAUAAUUCGCCUAAGAUUCCUGCUUCUGAAGAACAGAAUAGAAAGACUACUAGAAGAUGGAGAAACUCAAUAUCCUGAUUCCUGAAAGAUGAGAAACCCUCAAUUUCUUUGAAAAGCAAUUCUUCUUUUGAACGUUAAAUGAGAAACUCUUAAUCUCUUCACAUUUUAUAGCAAUAUCUAGCUAAAUUGUAAUUUGUCACUAAAGCUAAUCAUAUUUUUCAAGGGUGAAUUUUACUGCACACAAACUCAAUGCCUCUUUUUUAUGCUGUUUUUUCAUGGGAAAAACUCAUUGUGUGCAUAUUUAAAAAUCUGUAGUUAAUUUAUUUUGGAUAACACGGACACUUG